This is a messenger RNA of Zingiber officinale, 1971 nucleotides long. Its product is annotated as carotene epsilon-monooxygenase, chloroplastic-like. NCBI's taxonomy places the organism in Eukaryota, Viridiplantae, Streptophyta, Magnoliopsida, Zingiberales, Zingiberaceae. Gene Ontology annotation, cellular component: chloroplast. The transcript is spliced from 10 exons. Gene Ontology annotation, biological process: carotenoid biosynthetic process. The coding region runs from base 93 to 1793 and encodes 566 amino acids. The record is from RefSeq and is a predicted model, not a curated record. Gene Ontology annotation, molecular function: iron ion binding; heme binding.
CCGGCCAUCCAUCGUUGCCUCAUCAUCUAAUCCCAACUCCUCGUCCUCUCUCUCUUCUCCUCUCUGAGAAGGCAAGCGGAGACUUCCAUUCCAUGGCUUCCACCGCCUCCUCCUCAUUUCGACUCCCAUCUCUCCUUCCUCCGCAAGCCCCCACAUUCUGCAGAUCAGGCCGCCAGCUCCGUCCCCACCGCCUCCGGCUUCACCCCGUCAGAAGAAAGCCCCUACUCGUCUCCGCCUGCUCUCCCCAGGACAAUCCUAACGGUGCCGGCGGAAGCACCGGAAGUAACAGGUCUUGGGUUAGCCCCGACUGGUUGACUUCCCUCUCCCGCUCCCUUUCCGGCGGCGGCGGCGGCGACUCCCGGAUCCCGUAUGCCGACGCCAAGCUGGAUGACGUGUCAGACCUCCUCGGAGGCGCCCUUUUCCUCCCCCUAUUCAAGUGGAUGCUAGACUACGGGCCCAUCUAUCGCCUCGCAGCUGGCCCUCGCAACUUCGUGGUCGUCAGCGACCCAGCCAUCGCCAAGCAUGUCCUUCGAAACUAUGGCAAGUACGCAAAGGGGCUCGUCUCCGAGGUUUCUGAGUUCCUCUUUGGAUCUGGGUUUGCCAUCGCCGAAGGUGCCCUUUGGACGGUGAGACGUCGUGCAGUUACCCCGUCUCUCCACAGGAAGUAUCUCUCUGUAAUGGUUGAUAAAGUUUUCUGUAGGUGUGCCCAAAGACUAGUGGAGAAGCUUCAAAUCCAUGCCAUGGAUGGUACAGCAGUGAACAUGGAAGAGAAGUUUUCUCAAUUAACCUUAGAUGUUAUAGGCUUGUCUUUGUUCAACUACAAUUUCGACUCACUUGCAUCUGAUAGCCCGGUUAUUGAGGCAGUUUAUACAGCACUCAAAGAAGCUGAGGCUCGUUCCACUGACAUUUUGCCGUAUUGGAAGCUCCCUAUUCUCUGCAAGAUAAUUCCCAGGCAGAUAAAAGCAGAGAAAGCAGUCUCUAUAAUACGCAACACUGUUGAAGAACUCAUUAUCAAAUGCAAAGAGAUUGUAGAAGCUGAAUGUGAACAGGUUGAAGGGGAAGAGUAUGUCAAUGAGACAGAUCCUAGCAUCUUGCGUUUUCUACUAGCCAGCCGUGAAGAGGUUACAAGCAUACAACUUCGUGAUGACCUUUUAUCCAUGUUAGUUGCUGGUCAUGAAACAACUGGUUCAGUUUUGACGUGGACAAUCUAUCUUUUGAGUAAGGAUCCAUCAUCUCUCAAGAGGGCAAGACAUGAAGUUGAUGAAGUUUUACAAGGAAGACCUCCUAGAUAUGAAGAUGUCAAAGAGUUGAAGUACUUGAUGAGAUGCAUACAUGAAUCUUUGAGACUUUACCCCCAUCCUCCAGUAUUGAUAAGGCGUGCUCAAUCCGAUGAUGUACUUCCUGGAGAUUACAAGAUUAAUGCUGGUCAAGACAUAAUGAUAUCUGUGUAUAAUAUACAUCGGUCACCAAAGGUUUGGGAGAGAGCGGAAGAAUUUUUUCCUGAAAGAUUCAGCUUAGAAGGGCCUGUUCCAAAUGAGACAAAUACAGAUUUCAGAUUCAUUCCUUUUAGUGGAGGACCUCGAAAGUGUAUUGGUGAUCAAUUUGCUUUGCUCGAAGCAAUUGUUGCUCUUGCUAUCUUCCUGCAGCACAUGAAGUUUGAACUUGUCGCAGAUCAAAAGAUAAGCAUGACAACUGGAGCAACCAUUCAUACAACUAAUGGGUUGUAUAUGACGAUAAGUCGGAGGAAAACACAGCACAAUCCUGUUCCAUCCUUGAGUGUAUCAUCGAGUUAAUUUCUUCGGUAUCGGUUUUACGCGAAGAGUUAGCCAAAGGUAUUCAUUUCUAAAUGGUCUUUGGUGCCAUGCCCUUCCGACUGCAUACAUAGCGAGGGAGGAAGUGAGAUCAAUGUAAUUUAUAUUUUAGAUUAAACAAGAGAAGGGUCAUUCAUAAUCUCAAUUUUCAAGCUUAUUA